This is a messenger RNA of Exaiptasia diaphana, 3913 nucleotides long. Its product is annotated as hemicentin-1. The record is from RefSeq and is a predicted model, not a curated record. Gene Ontology annotation, cellular component: plasma membrane. Lineage: Eukaryota; Metazoa; Cnidaria; Anthozoa; Actiniaria; Aiptasiidae. Bases 1 to 2181 code for a protein of 726 amino acids. The transcript is spliced from 9 exons. Gene Ontology annotation, biological process: cell adhesion; axon guidance. Gene Ontology annotation, molecular function: protein binding.
AUGACAGAUUACACYAAAGRAAAUGAAGAAAACUAUAACRUGUCUGGUGUGCAGGGCAGAAUUAAAAAUGAUACGAGUAAAGGACUAGAAAAAGAUUUUAUUAACGGUGGUGAAGACAUGACCAMCACGGAUCUCGAAGGAAAUGUCACUGACGCUGAACUUGCCAAGAAGAUGACCAACGUAACGGAAGUCCAUGGAUACAGAAAAACUGUUGAAUCUAUAUUUCCCAAGAUUACAUCAUUCCUUGAUCAGCCAAUCACAGUCAACGAAAGCACCUCUCUUAUUCUACCAUGCAAUGCCACAGGGUACCCAAGCCCUGAUAUACAAUGGGUAAAAGCGAAUGACUCUCUUGCAGAAGAUCGUCAUACCUAUAACGGCCAGUUUCUGAAUGUUAGCAAUGUUGUGUACGAAGACCGAGGGGUGUACACAUGUUUUGCUAAUAACACCGUUGGUGUGGUCAAUAGGAGCGUCGAGGUUGUUGUACAAGUUUUCUCGUUUCCUGAAGCAACUAUUUCGUGGACGAGACCUUUGUGGACUCUUCAACAUGACGAGAGGUUUACAGUUGCGAAUGGAAGUCUUGUCAUAAGUAACGUUACGAGCACUGAUCUUGGACUCUACGAAGUAGUGGCCAGGAAUUUACUUGGAGAGGUCAAAGCAUCGACAUUUUUGGUUGUGCAAGAGCCAGUCGCUCCCUGGGUAAGGCUUACUCCAACUGAAACAACGGUGGCAGUCAUACCUGGAGAACGUAUUGCAAAAAAAUGUACCGCCUUCGGUCGUCCAAGUCCCAUGAUCCUUUGGAAGCGAAAUGGCCGUACAUUGCUAAAUACGACGAGCACUAGUCUUACACUGAGUAUUUCCAGUAUACAACAACAUCAGUUUGGAAAAUACUCAUGCGAAGCGUCCAAUGAAUUUGGCAUGGCCUCGCAGGAUUUUGAUGUUACAGGUGAAUGUGAAAGAGAAAACGUCGUGGAGAUAAUAAUUAAACAUAACCAUAUUGCAUUCUUUAUAGUAUUUCCCAAGAUUACAUCAUUCCUUGAUCAGCCAAUCACAGUCAAUGAAAGCACCUCCCUUAUUCUACCAUGCAAUGCCACAGGGUACCCAAGCCCUGAUAUUCACUGGACCAAAAGGAAGGAUUCUCUUCCAGACGAUCGUCAUACCUAUAACGGCCAGUUUCUGAAUGUUAGCAAUGUUGUGUACGAAGAUCGGGGGAUGUACAUAUGUUUUGCUAAUAACACCGUUGGUAUGGUGAAUAAGAGCGUCGAGGUUAUUGUUCAAGUGAGUCCCAAGAUUAUUCAAAGACCAAGCAAAUUUGAAACUGGUUACUUAUCGCUUUCAAAACGUCUCAAUUUUCAAGUUUUCUCGUUUCCUGAAGCAACUAUUUCGUGGACGAGGCCUUUGUGGACCCUUCAAGAUGAUGACAGGUUUACAGUUGAGAAUGGAAGUCUUGUUAUAAGUAACGUUACGAGCACUGACCUUGGACUAUACGAAGUAGUGGCCAGGAAUUUAAUUGGAGAGGUCAAAGCAUCUACAUUUUUGGUUGUGCGUCAGGCAGUCGCUCCCUGGAUAAGGCUUACUCCAGUUGAAGCAAAAGUCAUAGUCGCACCUGGAGAACGUAUUGAGAAAAAGUGUACCGCGUACGGUCGCCCAAAUCCCAUGAUACUUUGGAAGCUAAAUGGUCGUACAUUGCUUAACACAACAAGCUCUAGUCUUACACUGAACAUUUCCAGUAUACAAGAAAAUCAGUUUGGAAAAUACUUAUGCGAAGCGUCAAAUGAAUUUGGCAAAGCAUCGCAGGAGUUUGAAGUCACAGUAAUACUGUUAAAUGUUGUAAGUGGUUGUGAGCACAGUAAAAUCGACAGCAGCAGUGGUUACAUCAGGACACCUGGGUACCCUGGAAGAAAAUCAAAUUCAUAUUCAUGUACUUGGACAAUUUCCUCUAAUUACCAAGUUCGUCUUACUUUCGAUCGCUCAAAAGUGAACUCCAAUGAUCUAGUAAUUCUUUAUGAUGGUGGCUCCAGUUCUUCUAAACAAAUUGGGUCUUAUAGGGGAAGUUCGCCGUUCGCCAUAUCUGUCACCAGUUCUUCCAAAAAGUUACAUAUAAAGUUUAUUAGUGUAUAUAAUGGAUACUAUUCGUAUACAUAUAGAGGUGGAUUUUCUGCUAAGUAUGAAGGGAUCUUAUAGAUCGAGUAACAUGUGAAAAAAGGAGACUUCAGUUUGGUUUAUUCAUUCAAAGGGUUUGGGAAAGUCUGGUGGCUGCCAUUUUGUGUAGCAAAGCAUGAUGGUAGCUGUAGUCCUCGUGCUUUUUUUCGCAGUAAUUGCGCAUAUUGCAUGAGCUUUUACACUUCGAUUAGCUAAGUGCAAGUUGAUCUUUUUGCCUCACCGCUUCUUUUUUUCUUAUUAACAGUCAUGUAAGCAUAGUCAAUAAAUGGUAAACAAAACACACUUUAUACUUGGCUUAUACACUGUUUUUGAUCAGUGCCGAACUAAAAACGGAAGAAUUUUUUCCUUGCGCACAAUCAAAGCUGUUGAGUAAUACGUAUUUCAUGUUCAAUUUGACUUUGCUAUCAUUAUCAUUUAAUGCUUAGCCAGGGGGGAUUCAAUUUUCUUAAAUUAGUUUUGAUUUCCAAAAUUAUUAUUCUUCUCUUGAAAUGGCAAAAAAAAUUCAGUACUUUAUCCAGUACAAAAUUGUCCUUUAACUUAGUGUGAGCAAUAAAUAAUCAUGUAUAAUACAAAUAUACAAUAUAAUCAGACUKCACAUAACUCUCGAGACGGCAAUCUGUGAACAACUUUCCCGAACUCCUGACGGAGGAUCGGCGACGACAUCYGUCUCUUAAUAACAUCGAUCCACUAGAUCGACUGAUAGAUAGGUUGAGGGCAAUUUACACUGUACGAAAGUCGCGUGCAAAUUGUAGUAUACGAUUUUGCUAUGACCGUUUUUCAAAACCCUACUACAAAUCAUAGGGGCAUUWACACGGUGCGAUUUGGAGCUCAUUUGAGUCGUGUACUACAAGUCGCACGCGACAAUCGUACCAUGUAAAUUUUCCUUUAAUCAUAUCUUUGCUUCUAAUCACAGCUAAUCGUCUUCUUCAUCAAUAUUCUUCUCCGAAGGUUCUCCAAACUUCAAUGAUUCCGUACUGAUCGUCUUAAAAUGACUAUCGACCUUUUCAGCAAUGGAUUUAAUCAAACUUGCUUGAGCGUCCAUUGCAUUUACUAAGGCUUUGAUCUGCCGUCUGUUCUUUUCUAAUGUUUCCGCCAUAAUGUUCACGUUGUUCUCUUCUCGCUCAGAAGUUUGUUCGCCUGUAGUUGAUGUAAGGUCUUUCAGGGCUCCUUGAAAGGAUGYCUGGAGCUUUUUYAAUCUGCAUAUAAAGAWUGGCAUGAUAAGMAUUGGURUAAUCCAAGCGGGAAGAUCUACUGUGGCUUGACGACAGUACACAMGUAGUCAUGUGAUUGUGAUAGGCUGGUUGGGGACAAGAAGUAUUACUUAUUCCCACUCUUAUUAAAAGACCGAAACCAGAGAACAUUUGCGCAAUUUUCUCACGAAAAAUCGCAAUCUUCUUCCAAUUUUUUUUAUUUUGAACCGAUUAGAAAGCAACUUUCAACAAGAGAUCAUUUAUAAGAGAAGGACACAGGAAUGAAGUCGAGCGUGCAAUGACAUAAGCAUAGCUAUUARCAGAACGCCAAGCAUAAGGAAAUGACCGAAGCACAAGUAUUGGCAAACACCUUGCUUUUGUCUUCUUCACCACUUUUAAUCCCCAAAUUGCUUGCGGGUUUUUUGAGCUUAUGCUUAACUUGCAAUGAACUGAAGUGCAACGACUCUAAAAUUACUAUCGUAGACAAUAUAUCAUACCUCCAAGAAAUUGUCUUUUUAUUUGGCAUGACGUCAAUGAUAGGCUUGUACAGUCGCCUUGUGAUG